Molecule: messenger RNA, 1490 nt
Organism: Paecilomyces variotii
Lineage: Eukaryota; Fungi; Ascomycota; Eurotiomycetes; Eurotiales; Thermoascaceae
Product: 2-oxoisovalerate dehydrogenase
Exons: 3
Coding region: 159-1337 (392 amino acids)
Biological process (GO): response to nutrient; branched-chain amino acid catabolic process
Molecular function (GO): catalytic activity
Source: RefSeq, a predicted model, not a curated record
CAGGCAUCAAGAAGCUCGGUUAGUCUCGGCGUUCCGCAACUGUAUCGGAUCCGGGGUUGAUCUGGGGAAGGCAUACCAUAAUAAUAAAUAAUAUCUAUCUCCCACUUCCUCAGGGCUCUUCAGGUUCAUCUACCUGUCGUCUCCCUGCCUGUUGAACUAUGUCCCUUCUUCGUACAGCUUCACACCGUCUCCCACGCAGAGUAUCCGUAUGGCAGUGCCGUCCCUACUCCGCGGGGCCUCCCACCCCCUCCGCACGGCUCAAUCUGCCUAUAGACUACAAGGCGACCCCUCUCCUUCAUCACACGCCUUCAUCGCUGUCAAUGUCCCCAGAGCUACCUCAGAAUUCAACAAGUAAACGACUCAACCUAUAUCAGGCAAUCAACUCCGCUCUUAGAACCGCCCUGUCGGCAUCAGAUCAGGUUAUUCUGUUCGGGGAAGAUGUGGCUUUCGGCGGCGUCUUUCGUUGUUCGGUAGAUCUUCAAACGGAAUUUGGGUCGGAGAGAGUCUUCAACACACCGUUGACGGAGCAAGGCAUUGUGGGGUUUGCCAUUGGAGCAGCAGCACAGGGAUUGAAGCCUGUGGCGGAGAUCCAGUUCGCGGAUUAUAUCUUCCCCGCGUUCGACCAGAUAGUCAACGAGGCCGCCAAGUUCAGGUAUCGCGAGGGCUCGACUGGUUCCAAUGCAGGAGGCCUAGUGAUUAGAACACCUUGCGGUGCGGUGGGACAUGGUGCUCUGUACCACUCACAAUCUCCAGAAUCCCUGUUUGCCCAUGUUCCUGGCGUGCGCGUCGUCAUACCGCGAUCGCCCACUCAAGCAAAGGGGCUUCUACUAUCGGCAAUCUUUGAGUGUAAUGAUCCUGUAAUCUUUAUGGAGCCCAAGAUCCUGUACCGAGCGGCCGUCGAACAUGUUCCGAACGAGUCCUAUACUAUCCCUCUUAGCAAAGCGGAAGUGCUCAAGCCUGGGAAAGAUCUAACGAUCAUCUCUUACGGUCAGCCCCUCUACCACUGUUCCGCGGCAAUUGCAGCGGCAGAGAAGGCCAUGAACGGCGUGGAAAUCGAACUUAUAGAUCUACGAACCAUCUAUCCCUGGGACCGACAGACCGUUCUCAACAGUGUGAGAAAGACAGGGAGAGCGAUCGUGGUCCAUGAGAGUAUGGUCAAUUAUGGUGUCGGUUCCGAAGUUGCAGCCACCAUUCAGGAUGGUGCGUUUCUCCGUCUGGAGGCUCCAGUAAAGCGUGUCGCUGGGUGGAGUACUCAUACGGGACUGUCUUAUGAGCGGUUUAUUCUACCUGAUGUGGCACGAAUAUACGACGCCAUCAAGCAGACGCUCGAGUACUGAAGCUGUGUGCUUGAUCCAGCGGUGCCUCUGGUGUUGAUUCCAUAGAGGAAGGACUGAGUCGACCAAAUGUUUCGAUUGGGAGCCAGAGAUAACGGGCGUCUUUGUGCAGGAGAAGGACUUGCUCUUUUACCUCCUUAUUCCCCUGUCAGGGAC